Bicyclus anynana (squinting bush brown) is the source of this 3589-nucleotide messenger RNA. RefSeq lists its product as uncharacterized. Lineage: Eukaryota; Metazoa; Arthropoda; Insecta; Lepidoptera; Nymphalidae. The record is from RefSeq and is a predicted model, not a curated record. The coding region runs from base 314 to 2827 and encodes 837 amino acids. The transcript is spliced from 4 exons.
UGAAAUAUUAAAUAGGAAGUCACAAUUGUGCACGAAAAAUUAAUCAGGCAUAAUAAUGACAAUGAAUUAUUUAAAUGCAGUCAAUAUUAUUAGCAAACAAUGAUAAUGAUCGGGUGGAAAUUUUUCUGUUCCUUCAAGCGUGAACGCUUUCGUUUUCGUAGGACUGAGAGUCAGUCACGUCAGCUCCGGGCUUCGCACCCCCGAUGUAGCUCGGCACCGUUCAACGUCCUAUUAGCUGUUAGCUCAGUCGUUUCUCGGACACCACGUACCGUCCACGCCUUCGGACAAUGCGAAGAGCGCGUAUUCCACACCAAUGAACAUCAUGAAUAUCAAGUUUAUCUGCAUAUCACUAGUGACGCUAGCCUUGAUUCUGAACGUUAACGGGAAGAGGCCCAAGAAGAAACGCAUAAGUCUCGAAGCUACCGAAUCAACCCCACAACCCAAUGUUGUGACAUACUCGACUUUUGGAUUUAAAGAUGUUGGAGCAUACGAAGGAUUUGUGCCCAGUUCGCCUGACUAUGCCACUUACUUGACUGGCAAUAGCCGAGAUUCUUCGACGCGGUUGUACGCGCCAGCUUUCCCAUCAUCUAUAGAUACAACGGGACUAGGAAGUUUCUACGAUCCUCAACCAGAUGCAUCUUCGCACACCAUUUCUAGUGAUGGAUUUGAAACUCACGUGAAACCUUACCAACCUGUAUCCAUGAACUUUUUUACAUCACAAAGUUACGAUACAAACGGUGAACAAAACAAGAAUACUGGAACAAAAGAUGUAUAUGAUUUCAAUAAUUUCGACAGUAAUUCUCCUAUUUAUGGAACGAAACUAAGUUCUAAAGGUAAAAUUAAAAACUUCGGUAAUGUAAAUUCAACGGAUUAUAACAUUUUCAAUAGUGUUUCUUCAGCUAUAAAUGGUAAUACAGCAGACACGGAUAACGUAAGUAAUAAUAAUUAUUAUCCUCAAGUGUCACCCGGGCAAUCCGAUGCUGAAAAAUCGGUAAAGGGGUCUUUGGAUACUACACAAUUAAAAUUUCCCAAGGUAGUUGAUUUUACUAAUAUAAAAAAUUAUUACCCAACAAGCGUAGAGUCAAAGUUUACAGAAUCAAUGCAUAAACCAUACCACUUAGACAUAUUUAAUAACGGAGUUAGUAACGUACAUUUAAAUCCUUCAUAUGGAUCAUUGGAUAAUAAUAAAUUUAAUACUAAAGAUAAGGAAGAGCAGCCGUAUAGUGAUAAAUGGAACUUUAAGAAUGAGAAAAUUAAUUCCUUUAUAAAAACAGAUGAGAAAACUAUACCAGAAGUAAAUUCAUUAAAAAAUGAAGAUGUCUCUGAAAAUUAUCCGAUUAACUUUAACAACUUUAAAAAGAACAAGUUCAAACAUGAUUACAAAGAUAAAGUUAAAAAUAAGCAAUGGAAUACGGGUGUCGAAAAUAAUGUUAAUAAACACGGCAAUUCAAUGAAAGGGUAUGAGUAUUCUACAAACUAUAGUAAUACUAGUUUUAAGUAUGACUCUGAAUUGCCGAAAAGACCUUUCAAUAGUAGCAUAGAUGAAAUUGUCCCCGCCAGCAGUAAUCUCGAUUUCGUUGAUUAUCAAAUUCCGGAUAAAGAAUACUCUUCAUCCUAUAAAACAUCAAAUAUUAAAUCUGUGUAUAAUUUUGAUAACGACAACAUAUUUUCUGUAUCUAAAAACAAAUAUAAAUUACCAGAAGAUAACUUUAAUGGCUUUAAAAGUUCAUUUACAACACCUGCAACGACCUCGCAUUGGGGAAGUAUAUUUAAGGACACCGAGUUUUCUUCUUUCAAAAGUCAUCCCAAAAAACCUUCGUUCAAUGACGAACUCAAUGAUGACAUCGUACAUAUCCCAAAGCGACAACCGAGCCUCGACUUUGAGAAGUACUUUGAAAAUAAACCAAGUGAUUGGGGUUUUCUUGAUAGCUAUAAACCGUAUAAACCUGUAAAAAGUAGAGAUCAGUACGAUUGGACGACAAAAGAACUGAACAAUAGAUAUAAAUCCGAAGAAGAUUUGUUGGGGCUAAGGAAUCACGACACAUCGCAUCCCUCCUACGUGCCAUCCUUCAAGCCAAAUUACAACUUUGACGAAGAUGUCGAUUACAAAAAGCUCGCCGCAAAAUGGAAGCAGAACUUCCUGAAGGCGAAAUACAGAGACUCCAUACGUGAAUACGAAUCAUUUGCAUCAGAACCGAAACCAGUUCACGUUCCACUUCCGAAACCUUACCCGAUAGAAGUUCCACAUCCGGUUGUAGUACCGGUGCCGCAGCCAUAUCCGGUUAGAGUACCGAUUCCAAAACCAGUCGCCGUGCCGGUUAUUCGUGAACUAACCGUGCCGGUUGAGAAGCCCGUGCCGUACCCGGUCAUCAAAAAGGUCCCUUAUCCUAUAGAGAAGCCUGUACCGGUACCUGUUAUAAAACAGGUUCGAGUACCAGUGAUAAAACCAUAUCCAGUGCACAUUCCACAAAUCCGACCAGUGUUCCACCACACUAAACCUCACGAGGAAAGGGAUACAGAUCCCUAUGAAGAGGACUAUGUUCCGCGACCAGACCCUGACCGGCCAUAUAACAAACGACAAAAGAAUUCUCGCAAGCGUCCAUCAUCCAACCCCAAGCGACCAUCGCGCGCUCCAUACCAAGAUCGCAGUAGAAGAAAAAAUCCUAAUCGGCGACCUUCCAGCUACCAAGACCAGAGACAAAGAAGACCAUAUAGGAAUAUGGAUUCCUCUGAAUACCGUUCUCCCCAUAGAUACCGGGACGAAUUUGAUGACUAUGACAGUGAUAGUGAUUUUGAGCGUUAUUGCAAAAGAACUGGUAAAUGUUAACACUUUAUAAGUGUUGAAUAAAAGCAGGCGUCAAUAUGCAGAAGGUCAUUAUGAAUAGUGAAUAUUUCAUAAAUUUUGCUGUUAGAGGAUGCCUGCGACUUCGCCUGCGUGAAAAUCAGUUUUUCACAAAUCUCCCCGUGAUUCAUUAUUUUUUCUGGAAUAAAUUUCAGCUAAAUCCCUUCGGUUUUUGUGAAAGAGUUACAAACAUAUAUUACAUAUAUAAUACACACACACACCUUUUGCGUUUAUAAUGGUACUUGGAUUUUCCGCGAAAAACUUAAAUCUUUUACGUAAAUUGCCCCGAAACCGGAGCAUUUUCAGUAGAUGUUAAAUCUACAAUGUGUCAUUGCGAAGUCAAAUUUUGUAAUGGGUGAUGCUGUUCCUCAUAUUCAUCAGGUUUUCGCGAUAAAUAGCAAAAUAAAUCAAAUAUUCACUUAAUCAAACUUACUGACAUUUAAGCACUUCAUGACUGGAGUCGGAAAAUCUUACGGUUGUUUUUUAAAUUCUUUAAGGAAAAUAUUUACAUCAUGCAGUUUAAUUUCGAGCCGAGCAAAAUUAUCAUUUUAGCAACUGUGAUGAUAACACCCAAGCUGUGGUGUGAAAAGUUUUUUACGACAUUUUUAAUAACAACAUGCAUUUCUUAUAUUAGUGUAAAUAUUAUAUAUUUAGUUAACUAGUAGGUUUAUAAGUGUUUCAUAAAUUUAACUGUUUAGUUUUAUAAAGCUAGGUCCUAUUUAUAUCUGCUUAUUAUUUAUUUUACAU